GGGCGUUAGCGCGGGAGCGACGAGUUCAGGCCAGACGGCGGCUCGUCUUCGUGCGCGGAGGGCAAGACAGGGGAGGGCAGGGGACGGGGGGACCCCCGCCCCCCUCCUCCACGCAACCUGCUGCUGCCGAGCCUGGGCGGCCGCGGCCGCGAGCCUCGCCCGAGGGGCGGGGCAGCCGCUGCAAGUCGGCUUUGCACCCGCCGCCCCUUCGGAUGGGGGUCUCUCGGCCUGCCCGGACCGCCCCUGGGAUGCCCUGAGGUGCCGCUGAGUCGGCGGAGCGGGCGGGGUAGCUGCUCCUUGAGCAACAGACGCCGAAUCGCCGGGUGGGGGUUCCGGACGGUCUCUGCGCCUCGCCAAGAAGGUGCGGGCCCAGCCAGGCGCUCAGCUGGGACUCGAAGCCUCCCGAGCAAAGCAGACGGUGGAAGCCGCGCGGGGCUCUUCCCCGCUUGAGCAGCCAUGAGCCCCCAUGGCCUGGGGCAAGGGAAACGCCACCCGGCCUCCAGCCUGUCCGGUUCCGCCCCUUAGAGGCUGGUGGCUGCUGCGGCUGCUCCUCUGGUUUGAGCGGCAGCCCGGCCCCUUCCUGCCCGCUGGCCAUGGGCAACUCUGUCAGCAGGCCCAGCUGCCUGGGGGAGAAAAGCCCCAGACCAGAAGACCUCUUGAAGGAGCCCAGCUCGGCCACCCUGAACAAGGAGGAGGAUGGCGCAGGGUCCCCAGAGAAGGUUUGCCUCAGCCCACAGGUGAUCGAGAAUGGCUGGAACGUGGCCCUGGAGGGGGCUGCAAAGAGCAGCCCCCUUCCCAAGCAAAACAAUCUGGACCUUAAGCUGCGGAAUUGCUGCCCCCUCCAAACUCAAAAGGAGGGAGCCGUGGCCCCCUGGACCUCGCCCAAGAGUUUGGGGGCCAGCUGGGACUGGAAGUUGCGCACCAGCAGGGAGGUGACGGAAGUGACGGAAGUGACGGAGACAGUGGUGACUGAGAUCGUGGAAGUGACCGAGUACCCCGGUGGGGACAAGGUGACCAGGAUGGUGAAGGUGCUGGCUGAUGUCCGAGAAGCCCUGCCCCAGGCAGCUGCCCUCCCAGGAGGCAUGCAGGGCGCUGGGCUGACCCUAGAGACCGCAGGGAAACUGGGUGCCUGGGUCAGUGAAGUGGAGGCCCUCAUGGGCCACCAGAAACCUCCUUCGGGGGAAGCCAAGGUUGUGAAGGCGCAGCUGCAGGAGCAAAAGCUUUUGCUGCGUCUGCUGGAGGAGCGCAUCCCACACAUCGGCUGCCUUUGCCAUCCACUCUCUGCUGAGCCUGCCGGUGCUGCCGAGGGACUGGAGCAGCCCAGGGGCCUCGCCAGCCUUCAGGAGAAGUGGGCGAUCCUGGUCCAGGAGGCCGAAGCCAGGCACAGCUGCCUGCAGCAAAUUGUCCCUGCUGCCAGUGUCUUCCAGGAGUUGGUUGAGGCUUUCCAAGACUGGCUGAGCUUGACAGAGCAGAAACUGGCCCAACUCUGGGGAGCCCCUGGGAGCCUAGCACAAAGCCAAGAUGCCCACCAGCAGAUUCAGGAUCUGCGCAGGGAAGUUCAGUCCAAGCCAGCCGAACUGGAAGAGGUCCUGGAAUGUGGAAGGCGGCUCUUGGAGAUGGUGCCAGGAGAAGAAGGGCGGCUUGUCCAGGGCAAGAUGGACUCCCUGCAGCUAAGGCUGCUGCUGGUGGACCAGAGGAGCAGCGACACCCUGCAGCGAAUGGAGCAGAUCUUGGAGGCCUCUUCCCGCCUGGACCCUGCCCAGGAGGACCUGGGCCUCAGACUACAGCCCCCAGAAAAGGAGCAGCGCUUGCCAGGCAGCCAGGCAGGAGAUGGGCCCUGCCCCCUGCCCCCUGCAGGCAGAGAGAAGCGCCUUUCCGCAGAGACCCUUCGCCAUCAGGACCUGGUAGAAAGGCCAGUGGCGGUAGCUGAUCCGCUGCUCAGCCUCUGCCCCACAGACCUCCAGGAGGGGCUGCAGCUCUUGGUGACGGCCCUGCAGGAGGGCAUGGAGUCCCUUGGCCAGCAGAGCCCAGCCUGCACCCUGCAGCUGGCACAAGGGCAGCUGCUCCUGGCUCAGCACGCGGAGGUCCAGGCGGAGCUCAGCCAGUGGCUGGAGGAGGCCCAGCAGGCAGUGGUGGCUUUCUCCCCUGGCAGCAGCAUCAUCAGCUGUGAUGCCUUCUGGGAGCAGCAGGAGGCACUAGAGGGUCUGCGGGAGGCCAUUGCUGAGCAAAAGCCUCUGAUGGGGAAGCGCAUCACCACGUGGCUGGCCGAGCUACGUCCGCGGGAGGUGGUGCUGCUCUGGCAGAGGCUGCAGACGGCCAAGGAGCGGUACGGCAGCCUCCGAGAGCAGGCCCAACAGGCUGCAGUCAUUUUGUGGGAGGUCCUCCCACAAUACAGCCAGCAGCUGUCUGAGCAGCUGGAGCUGGUGGCUGGGAGUCUGGAAUGGCUGCAGGACUGCAAACGGCACCCUCUUGCUCUGCGGGGAGACCCCGUCUGGCUCCGGGAACAGCUCUGGGAGAACAGCCUGAGGCUGGCGGAGCUGGAAAAGAUGGCCCUGGCCCUCGAGACCCUCCUUGAACAGGGGGCAGAGCUUCAAGCCACCCUGCAGAGCACCGCACACCCAGUCAUCCAGGAGCACAUGCAGGAUCUGCGGAGUCAGUGGCAGCUGCUGUGGCAGCUGGAGAAAGACCGCGAAGCCUCCCUGCAGGAACUCCUGGCCCUGGCCGCACUGUUCUGGCGUGGUCUGGCCAAGCUGGCCGGGGCUCUCAGCAACACCCAGCGGAUAGUACUGGACCUGGAAGACACCGUGGCCUCCAGUCCGAAGGAUAUCCAGGCCAAGCUGGUGGCCAUGCAGGUGCUGCGGAAGGAUGUCCUGUCUCAAACAAUGACAAUGCAGGCCAUACAGGAGGCCGGCUGGUGUCUGCCCAGUGAUGGCAGCGGGGCCUGUGCAGAUGCCCUGCAGGGCAGCCUCCAGCAGAUCAGCCACCGGUGGAGCCAGGUCCUGACCAAGACGGAGCACUGUCAGCUGGCUCUGGAGCACAACCUGAACCAGGUGCGGGAGGUUUCCCUGGAGGCGGCUGGGCUGGUGCAGUGGUUGGACCAGGUGGAGUUGCAGCUCUUCUCUUCCAAGUCCAUGUGGAACCCCUCUGAAGCCAGCAAGGACAAGCUGGCGGUACUCUUGGCAGUGAUGGGGAACCUCACCUGGGUGGGUCUUGUGGUUGGGCAGGAACUGUGCGAAGAGAUGGAGUCCAAGCAGCAAACGUACCAGCAAGUCCAGGAGAAGCUCCAGCUUCUGCUAGCCGCCUGUCAUCCAAACGGGGCUUCUAUGGCUGAGCGCAGCCUGAGGGUCUUGGAGCGGAAGUGGGGUGGCCUCACCAGCCACCUGCAAGAGCAGAAGAAGCAGCUCCUCCAAAGCCCAAAUAUGGCCACUGAGUUCCACGCCACCCUCCAGGAGCUCCUUCAGUGGAUCAAGCAGACCGAGGAGGCUUUGGCAGCCCUGCCUCUUCCCAGCUACAUCCUGGACACAGUCAGCAAACAGAGGCAGCAGCAGCAGGCCUUGGCACAGGAGACGGAAACCCAGAGAAAGAAGCUGGCAGAGAUGGAGGCGGGAGCUGCCUGCCUGACCCAGGACAACGGAGAUCCUUGCAGCCAGAUGGGCAGUACCAAGGAGUGGCUGGCCAAGGUCCUGCAGCAAGUGAGCAAGAGUGGGGAGGUGCUGGAAGAGGCCCACCAGCAGGCCAAGCAGGAAUUCCAGAGUCGCCUGUGGGCCAAGCGUCCCAUCCUUGAGGCCGCCCUGCAGCAGGGGGGUCUCCUACGUGGCAAGGCUCUCCUCCCUGCCGAUGGCCAGGAGCUGCAUGCAAUGCAGAAGGAGCUGAAGGAGCACUGGACGGCUCUGUGCAGCUGGGCAGCCGAGAGGCCGCAGAAGCUGGAGGAGCACCUGCUGUUCUCCGGCUGCUUUGGCGAUGCCCUUCAGCGCCUUCUGGACUGGCUGUGUCGGGCCGAGCCCCAGCUGGCUAAGGAGACACCUGUGGCUGGGGACAGAGAUCUGGUGGGCACACUGAUGGAGCAGCAUAAGGCUUUCCAGACAGAGCUGGGCUGGCGGGCAGUGAAUGUCAGGAGGCUGAGGUGCUCUGCACGUGUGUUGGAGCAAGGUGGGAGCAGCGUGAACACCCGGUGGCUGCAGAUCCAGAUGGAGGAGCUGGAAGACCACUGGGAACUCAUUGGCCGGCUCUCCGUCUCCCAGCAGAACCGGCUGGAGGUGGCCCUGAGGCAGGCAAAGGAGUUCCACCGCCUGCUGUGUGCCUUCCUGAGCCGUCUGUCCAGCCUGGAGAAGUCGGUCAUGGAUGGGGCAACCCUAGAGGAGGAGGACGCGGACGCGGCCAUGGCCAGGGGCCAGAGCCAGCUUGAGGAGGUGCAGCAGAGCGUGCAAUGCCAGCAGCUGGAGCUGGACUGCAUCAGAUCUGUGGGUGAGGAGAUCGUGAGCACCUGCCACCCCAGUGCUAUGGGCACCGUCCAGUCCUGGGUCACCCUUGCCAAGACCCGCUUCCAGCAGCUCUGCAGCCAGGUCCAGGAACAGGAGCAGCAGCUGCAGGCCCAGGCGGCUUCUCUGGCUGCAGACCAGGAGGAGGCAGAGCGGCUCAGUGCCUGGAUCACAGCCGCCGAAGAGGCCUUGCGCCUGCGGGACCAGGAGCCCCUCCCAGAGGAUGCCGGGCAGCUGGAGAAACUCGGAUGCCAACACACAGUCUUCAUGCGGGAGUUGGACCACAAACAGUCGGAGGUAGAGAAGGUGGCCAAGAGCAGCAGGCAGAAAAGAACGGCACAACUGGGGCUCACUGCUUCUUCCUGCAAACGGUCUUCUGGUUGGCAUGGUGCCAGCAGAAGUUUGCCCCAUCCCUCCUUUGUGCCCCUGGAAGACCUGGAGCCCCAGAACCCACUCCUAGCCCAACUGGUGCACCGCUGGCAAUGCCUCUGGCUGGCAGCUCAGGACCGGCAGCAUCGGCUCCAGAGUUCUCAGCAGCGCCUUCAGGAGCUGGAAGAAAUGACUGGCUUCGACUUUGCUGUCUGGCGAAAACGGUACCUGCAGUGGAUCAGCCACAGGAAGUCCCGGGUCCUGGACAUCUUUCGUAGCAUUGACCGAGACCAAGAUGGGCGCAUCACCCAGAAGGAGUUUGUUGGGCAUGUCCUGGCCUCCAAGUUCCCCACCAGCCUGCCGGAGAUGAAAGCAGUGGCCAAAAUCUUUGAUGUGAACAGGGAUGGUUUUAUUGAUUAUUAUGAAUUUAUCAGUGCUCUGCAUCCCAGCCGGGACAUCCUGCACAGGGUGGCCAACAUGGAGCACAUCCAAGAGGAGGUGAAACGACAAGUGGCUGAGUGCAACUGUGUGAAGCGUUUCCAAGUGGAGCAAAUCAGCGCCACCCAUUACAGAUUUGGGGAAUGCCAGCAACUGCGCAUGGUCCGGAUUCUGCGAAGUACUCUGAUGGUGCGAGUCGGGGGAGGCUGGACGGCUCUGGACGAGUUCCUGGUGAAGAACGACCCCUGCAGAGUCAAGGGAAGGACCAACCUGAAGAUCAAUGAAAGAUACCUCUCCCCGGGACUUCUGGGGCGGAAGGGGGCAGGCAGCCAAUCUGCCCCUGCUUCCAAGAUAAUCUCCCCUAGCUGCUCCACCUCCAGUCUCAGCUUGUACAGCAGUGCCUCUGCACCCAGCAGCCCUGUCCUGAGGAAGACUUUACUGCGCCAGGCACGCUCAAGGGAUCGGUGCCUCCAUUCUUGCAGUCCUGCUGGGGCAACCAGGGAGGCCGAGCUGGCCUUUGCUGCUGGAGCAGCUGGGCCUGAUGCUGAGCCCUCAGCCGGGCUCCUCUCGUCUCCAACUGGGCCUGUUAUCAGACUCCGAGUCUGAUAAUGAAGAUGAACGGCCUGUCAUGCCUCCAGCCCCCGGCCCUGGCCCCAUGUCCAGAGAGGAUGCCAGGAGUGAACGAACAAGCCCGAUAAACCUCACUCAUACGGCGUGUGUUCCUUUGGCUCAGCCGUCAGAGGAAGCCAGCCAGAUGCUGGAAUUACUGACAGCAGAUCCAGCUGAAGACACUUCAGUGUGGGAGGACCCUCGCUUCCAGAGAUCUGAGAGGCGACGCCAGCAGAAGGAGGGGUGGGGCAGGCCUGGAUAAAUGCUGAGUCAUGGAGCCAUAUCCCACAGCCUAUAUAAAGGACCUGCUUUUGGCAUUCCAACCUUGAGUCAAGCAAAGUCUCAUCGAGUUUGCUGAUACCGGACCCUAUCGCUGAAGUCACAACUUGGACUCCUGCCUGCCCUGAUAAACCUCGAAGGGACUUGGCAAGCUGCAGAGGCUUCGUUGCCAAGUUUGCCAUGGACUUCCUUGACUCGUGCGUCGGAGUUGGGGGAGUAGAACAUGACAAAACCCUACUCUGAAGUUCCCUGGGUUUUCCCCACCUAGUUCACAAUCCAAAGUUCUUUCCCCCAUCACACACAACCAUCACAUGCCCCAAUCAAGUCUCUCUUCCCAUUCCAGAUGCCUCCCAUCCAGGCCCCUCCAGGUGCUGAUGAGUGUCCUUGGUUAUUUUGGCUACAUAUUUCCCCAACUAUCUCUACUCCCCCCUCCCUUUCCCACAACUCCAUCCAGCUUUGCUGUGGCAACCCUGAAGACGCUCAAAGAUGGCUUUCGUCUCAGCCUGCCCUUGGAGCCUAGCUCCCUGCCUCUUUGGGUGGGGGUUUCGCAAGCCAAGAAGAGCCCCAGAGAUCCCUGGGGCCGAAGACUGCAGUAGAGGUGUCUGUAAGGAGGGCGGGUGCCUGCAACAGGUGGAGGACCUUGGGCAGUGAGACGGUAGGUGGGGUGACGGGUCCCCGAGGUUGCCUCUGCCCGCUGCUGCAAGCAGAGUUCCGAAGCCUGGGGAGAGAGUGGCCUCCGCCCUGAUGCCUGAGCAAUCCCUGCAUGGCCUGACAGGCUUCACAGUGCCUCACAACAAGCCUCACACCUCGGCCUGGAGACUCUUGGACCCCAGAAUUUGGCUCCUAAUUGGGAUUAGGAGGCUGGCCAAGAGCGCGCACACAGACACACCCUGUCCCCUGUGCCAGGAAUGGGAGCAGGCCCUUGGCCGGGGCAGUUAGCCACAGCCUCCCUGGCUUCUUUCAGCACCCUCCCCCUGCUCCCCUCUCCAACUGAUUCUGCCACUGACAUCAUUGCAGCAGAAGGGGGCAAGAUGGGUACAUCUUGGGUAAAAUCUUGAUCUGCCGCCUAUGGCUCAAAGUUGGAGUGCAGAAGAGCCUAGCACUCCAGCAGAGCCCUGGCCCCUUGUCCUGCCUGAACAGCCCUGGAAUUAGAAAAGGGCCCAGACGGACUGCCAGUUGAAUACUACGUGACCUUUCAAGAACAACUGGGUCUCCCAUUUUUAGAGAUUAUGAAUGAAGUGAUGCAGAAAGGGAAAAUAUCUGAGACCUGGAUAGAGGCUUAUAUUACUCUGAUUCUGAAAGAGGACUCUGACUUAAAUCAAGUUAAAAAUUACAGACCUAUAUCCCUGUUGAACUCAGACUAUAAAAUAUUUGCUUUAAUACUUGCAGAACGUCUUAAAAGAUAUUUGAAUGAAUUUAUACAUUUGGAUCAAAAUGGAUUUCUGCCUAAAAGACAAAUUAGGAAUAAUAUGAGAAUAGUCUUGGAUACCUUAGAAUAUUAUGAGGCCCAUCCCAAAAAACAGAUGGUGUUGAUCUUUUUAGACACACAAAAAGCAUUUGACAAUGUUAAUUGGCAUUUUAUUUUCCUACAAUUGAAGCAAAUGGGUUUCGGUGAAAGAUUUAUUAAAGCAAUAGAAACUAUAUACUAUAAACAGUUAGGCAAGAUGAUAAACGGUGAAUUGACGGAUGCGAUUCGAAUUGAAAAAGGUACAAGACAAGGUUGCCCACUGUCACCGCUGCUGUUUGUGUUGAUUUUGAAAGUAUUGAAUAGCAAUAUUAGAGAGGAAGGGGGAAUAAAAGUCAUGAAAAUUCAAAAGGAAGAAUAUAAAUUUCAAGCUUUUGCUGACGAUCUGGUUUUUAUUAUUGAGGAUCCUUUAGAAUUCAUAACCUGUUUGUUAGAAAGAAUUGAUGAAUAUGGGAAAGUGGCAGGCUUGAAAAUUAAUAGAGACAAAACGAAAAUUUUGACAAAAAAAUAUGUUGACAAAGCAAAAAAAUGAGUUGGUAGAAUAUUCUGGGAUGCAGAUUGCAAAUAAAGUUAAAUAUUUGGGGGAUAUAUCUUACCCCAAGGUGUAGCACUUUAAAAGAAAAUAACUAUGGUAAACUCAAACAGCAGAUUCUGGCAGAUUUGACUAAGCGGGAACAUCUACAAUUGUCUUUGUUGGGAAGAAUAUCACCAAUGAAGAUGAAUAUAUUACCUACAAUUCUGUAUUUGUUUCAGACUAUACCUAUUAAAUUGACCAGAGGGUACUUUGAGGAGCUGAAUAAAGCAAUGCUGAAGUAUAUCUGGCAAGGGAAAAAAGCAAGGAUAAAAAUAAAACUAUUACAACACAAGAGAAUUAGAGGCAGUUUUUGGGAACCAUAUUAUCAAGCAGCGAAUUUGAUGUGGAUUAAAGAAUGGAUAACCCUAAAAAAUAAUAGAAUAUUGACUGUGGAAGGCCAUGAUUUGUUGUUGGGAUAGCAUGCCUUUUUAUGGUAUGAACAAGCUAAAUCACAGGGCUAUUUUAGAAGACAUAUAGUCAGACAAACGUUGUUAAAUUGGGAAAAGAUUAAGAAAAGUCACUUCUUAAAAAUUCCAAUGUGGGUUUCACCUAUUGAGGCAUUCUCUCACUCAAUAACAUUUAAAAAGGAACAUAUUGUUAGGUAUAAUGAACUGAAUGAAAAGGGUGAGUUAAAAUCUAAAUUAGAAUUAGAGGCAGAGGGUAUAACAAUGAACUGGUUUGCAUACUUGCAAAUACAAUCCAGAUAUGACAAUGAUGUUAAAACAGAAGGCUUUUAUAAUAACGAGUUUUGAUGAGAUCUUAACAGGUUCAGAUGACAACCUGAUAAAGAAAUUGUAUGGAUACUUUUUAGAGGUGAAAUUAGAGGAAGAACAAGUUAAAGAGACAAUGAUUGCUUGGGGGAGGAAUUUUGGUCAUGGGAUAGACCUAGAUGAUUGGCAGAAAUUGUGGAUGUAUAAUUUUAAAAUGACGAUGUUUACAGCAUUCAAACAGAAUUUGUAUAAGAUAUUUUACAGAUGGCAUUUACCCCCGACAAGAAUUGCUAGAAUGUCCAAGGACAAAUCUGAAAAAUGUUGAAAAUGUCAUCAGAUACCUGGAUCAUAUUACCACAUGUGGUGGACAUGCAUUGAAGCUAAAAGAUAUUGGACUAAAAUACACACGUGGUUGGAAAAAAUGAUCAAAAAGCAUAUUGACUUUAAGCCAGAAAUAUUUCUGUUGGGAAUUAUACCGGAGAUAUAUACUAGAGAUAUAAAAUAUUUGAUUGUGAAUAUUAUUACAGCAGCUAGGAUUGUAUUUGCAAAAAAUUGGAAAAAUGAAAAGUUACCUUCGCAAGAUGAAAUAAUUAUGUGCAGAGAUCAGUAAAUUAACAUUUGAAAUUAGAGAACAAGAAGAUAAGCAAUAUUAUAAAAUAUGGGAUUUAUUCUAUAACUCUAAAAAUGAGUAUAAGAUAUAUGUAUGAAAGAGAUGAUUAUUUUAUGAAUAUAUGUAUGAAAUACAUAUUACAUAUUCAUAUUAUUUUAUGAAUAUAUGUAUGAAAGAGAUGAUUAUUUUAUGAAUGCACAGGAAGAUAUGUUAACACCCAUGCAGCACGUUGUAAUGGAAG
This is a messenger RNA of Ahaetulla prasina, 9773 nucleotides long. Its product is annotated as microtubule-actin cross-linking factor 1, isoforms 6/7-like. Gene Ontology annotation, biological process: cytoplasmic microtubule organization; wound healing; hemidesmosome assembly. Bases 594 to 5891 code for a protein of 1765 amino acids. Gene Ontology annotation, molecular function: calcium ion binding; structural molecule activity; microtubule binding. The transcript is spliced from 32 exons. NCBI's taxonomy places the organism in Eukaryota, Metazoa, Chordata, Lepidosauria, Squamata, Colubridae. The record is from RefSeq and is a predicted model, not a curated record. Gene Ontology annotation, cellular component: focal adhesion; membrane; intermediate filament.